AUGUCGCACAAAACCAUUGUCUCGGUAGCCUGUGUCGGCUCAGCCGCCGCCAUCAUCAUCUCCCUGAUCUGUUCAGCCAUGAUCUUCAAUGACAUCAACGAUCUGUACGAUGAAAUCAUGGACGAUAUGUCAGAGUUCCGUGCCGUCUCUAACGACGCCUGGACUGGAUUGGUCCGCCGUCAACCCAAGAUGGAAAAGUCUGAAUUCAUUGGACUCAUCGGCCGUAACAAACGCCAAGCUGGAUGUGCUUGUGCUCGCCAAGCUCAGAACUGCCCACCUGGCCCACAAGGACCACCUGGAACUCCAGGAUUGCCCGGAAACGAUGGUGAACCAGGAAGACCAGGCCGCGGAGGAUCUCCAGGAGUGGGAAUCGUUGGUGACGUUGCUCCAGGCGGUUGCAUCAGAUGCCCAGCUGGACCACGCGGCCCACCCGGACCACCAGGACCUCUCGGACAACCAGGACGUAUCGGAGGCCCAGGACAGCCAGGCCGCAAGGGACAAGACGGACACGCUGGACCUCAAGGACCAUCCGGAAAUUCAGGACCUUCCGGCCAACCAGGACACCCAGGAGGACCAGGACAACCCGGCCGUCCAGGAAAGCGCGGACAUGGACUUCCAGGACCAAAGGGACCACGUGGAGGACCAGGACAACCAGGGUCCGCCGGUCACCCAGGCCAAUCUUUGGGAAGACCUCAACCAGGACCACCAGGCCCACAAGGACCACGCGGUCAACCAGGACAGCCAGGAGGUGCCGGUCAGCCAGGUUUGCCAGGAAACGAUGGACGUCCAGGAAAGGAUGCCGCCUACUGUCCAUGCCCUGCCCGUGCCGGAUCCUCACCAGUUAGCGGUGGAUCUCAGGGUGGCUAUAACGCUGCUCCACCAGCUCCACAACCAGCUUCAGGCUACCGUCGCCGUGCUGCUGCCAGACGCUUUGCCAACCGUCGUCUUGCUGCUGUCCGCGCUGUCAAGGCUUAA
Molecule: messenger RNA, 975 nt
Organism: Bursaphelenchus okinawaensis
Lineage: Eukaryota; Metazoa; Nematoda; Chromadorea; Rhabditida; Aphelenchoididae
Source: the annotation of a GenBank genome assembly